This is a messenger RNA of Dendroctonus ponderosae (mountain pine beetle), 1950 nucleotides long. RefSeq names its product delta(24)-sterol reductase. The coding region runs from base 383 to 1891 and encodes 502 amino acids. Gene Ontology annotation, cellular component: membrane; cytoplasm. Gene Ontology annotation, molecular function: Delta24(24-1) sterol reductase activity; FAD binding. The record is from RefSeq and is a predicted model, not a curated record. The transcript is spliced from 6 exons. Gene Ontology annotation, biological process: steroid metabolic process. NCBI's taxonomy places the organism in Eukaryota, Metazoa, Arthropoda, Insecta, Coleoptera, Curculionidae.
GGUUAUUAACGCUUAUUGGCUUCCCCGGGCUUUGUCUCAAUAAAUAAUACAAAUAGUGUAGGUAGGCAUUUGAAUCUGGCUUAAUCCACGUUGUGUGUGUUUCUAGCUUUACUUAGAAAGUUGGUAGUUUGCCAUUGAUUUUUGCUAUUAAUGUGCAGUAGGUAUGAUCUUUAAUAUUACAUUACGUCAACUUUCCACUCUUAUACUAAAGUAAAACUUAAUUAAAACGAUAAUAUUUAACGUCUAUAUCACUGUUUAAUUAUUGAUAAAUAGCAUUGACUUCAUUCGUUGUCAGGCACUUGAAGAGAUACAACUGAAAUUAAAGCAUAUAUAGCUGGAAUGAGCACAUUUUUAAUUAAGUUGAUUAGAUGACAAAACAGAAAUGGACAAAGGUUAUGAUACAUUAACAGAAUAUAUCCUGAUUAAGUACCGGUGGGCUUUUGUCUGUGUUUUUCUGUUGCCGAUUUCUCUCUUCUAUGAUUUGUGGUUUUAUUUUCGCAACUGGAUUGUUUUCAAAUUUACCAGUGCCCCCAAGCAGCAUGACAAGAAGGUCAAAUAUGUUCAAAAGCAGAUUCGCGAAUGGGGUGAUCAUGGUAAAAAUAAUUACAUGUGCACAGCCAGACCAGGAUGGCAAACUGUGUGUUUUAGACUUCCCAAAUACAAAAACACUUUUACGAAAAUUGAAGUAAACCUAGUUGACAUCCUUGAGGUGGAUGUAAAGAAUAAGGUCGUUAGAGUAGAGCCGUUAGUGAGUAUGGGACAGUUAAGUGCAACCCUUAAUCCAUUGGGUUGGACAAUACCAGUUUUACCGGAAAUUGAUGAUCUAACUGUCGGAGGUUUGGUCAUGGGCACUGGCAUUGAAUCGUCUUCUCACAAAUUUGGACUAUUUCAACAUAUUUGCGUUUCGUAUGAAUUAGUGCUUUCCGAUGAAAGUUUGGUAAAAUGCACGAAGGAAGACAAUUCAGAUCUUUUCUAUUCAGUUCCUUGGUCUUAUGGCACUUUGGGAAUGCUUACAGCUGUCGAAAUUAUGAUGGUUCCCGCAAAAAAAUAUGUAAAAAUAACUUAUUUGCCUGUAAUAGGAGAGGAAAAUAUUGCCAAACAAUUUACUGCAGUCAGUACAGAUAAAAAUAAUGAAUUUGUCGAAGCUAUAGCUUACAGUGAAUAUGAAGCAGUGAUUAUGACAGGAGUACAAACUGAUAAUGCGGAAAGUGAUAAAAUUAAUGCAAUUGGCAAAUGGUACAAACCAUGGUUCUUUAUGCACGUGAUGCAAAUAUUAAAGAUAAACUCAACUGUUACAGAGUAUAUUCCCCUCAGGGAUUAUUACCACCGCCAUACAAGAUCGAUUUUCUGGGAGUUACAGGAUAUAAUUCCAUUUGGAAACAAUAAAUUUUUUCGACUUUUGCUUGGUUGGCUGACUCCCCCAAAGAUAUCUCUGCUAAAAUUAACCCAAACUGACGCCAUCAAAAAACUAUACUCUAACAACCACGUUCUUCAAGAUAUGUUAGUCCCAAUAGACAUUCUUAAAAAUAGCUUAAACAUAUUCAGAGAAACAUGUAAUGUAUAUCCCGUAUGGUUGUGUCCAUUUAUAUUGCCUUAUAAUCCUGGAAUGGUUUAUCCAAAAAGUCGUAAAGAGACUUUGUACGUUGAUAUUGGAUUGUAUGGUGUACCCAAAGUGAAAAACUUUAGAGCGUUUGAAGAUAUGAAGAAGAUUGAGAAAUAUGUUACAAAAGUGAAUGGGUUCCAAAUGCUGUAUGCUGAUACCAAUAUGACGAAAGAGGAAUUUAGAAAAAUGUUUGAUCAUACGUUGUAUGAUAAAGUUAGGAGAAAAUUCAAGUGUGAAGAGGCAUUUCCUGAAGUAUACGAUAAGGUAUCCAGGGCUGCCAGAUUAUAAAUUUAGAAUCAUUUUAUUGUAACCAUUUUCAACAAGGCUAUUAAAGUUAAAGUUAAAUA